Molecule: messenger RNA, 495 nt
Organism: Aethina tumida (small hive beetle)
Lineage: Eukaryota; Metazoa; Arthropoda; Insecta; Coleoptera; Nitidulidae
Product: cuticle protein 7-like
Exons: 2
Coding region: 1-429 (142 amino acids)
Cellular component (GO): extracellular matrix
Source: RefSeq, a predicted model, not a curated record
AUGUUCGCUAAGGUCUUCUGCAUCUCUGCCGUUUUGGCUUUCGCCAACGCCGGACUUCUGGAUUAUCACCACGCUCCAGCUCAAAGCAGCGCCUACUCCACCGUACAUGUAUCUCAGCCAAUUGCUCACGCUGCUCCUCUUCUUCAUGCCGCCCCUGUACUCGCCCCAGCUCACCACGAAGUAGACUACUACGCUCACCCCAAAUACGAAUACAACUACGGAGUGCAAGACCCCCACACCGGCGACCACAAGACCCAACACGAAGUACGUGAUGGUGAUGUAGUGAAGGGCUCCUACACCGUAGCCGAACCCGAUGGUACCCUCCGCACUGUCCACUACACCGCCGAUGAUCACCACGGCUUCAACGCUGUCGUAGAAAAGACAGGACACGCCGUGCAUGCUGCUCCAGCCCAUUAUUAUCAUCAUUAACGUACCUGACUGCCCAAUUAUAUUUAUUGAUAUGAAUACUAUGUAUUACUUAAAUAAAGUUUUUUA